This is a messenger RNA of Homalodisca vitripennis (glassy-winged sharpshooter), 717 nucleotides long. RefSeq names its product ubiquitin carboxyl-terminal hydrolase 16-like. NCBI's taxonomy places the organism in Eukaryota, Metazoa, Arthropoda, Insecta, Hemiptera, Cicadellidae. Gene Ontology annotation, molecular function: cysteine-type deubiquitinase activity. Gene Ontology annotation, biological process: protein deubiquitination. The transcript has 4 exons. The record is from RefSeq and is a predicted model, not a curated record. The annotation marks the transcript as partial.
GUCACUUUUUCUGUCAAUCCUCGCCGACUGCUGGAUUCUUUGACGUCCCGCUGUCCUCAGUUUGAGGGAGGUGACCAGCACGAUGCUCAUGAACUCUUGAGACAUCUGUUGGACUCUGUGCAUACGGAAGACUUGAGAAGGUAUCAGAAAGCGAUUUUGAAUCACAUUGGAUACAAAAAGGAUCUAGAUGAGCUGGAGGAGGACAAGAAGACAUUUGGAAAAAAGCUUAACCAGAAGGUGUGCGAGACGAUUGCGAUUAGGCCUGAUCAGAUUUUUAAGGGCUCCUUAGUCAGCAUCCUUCAGUGUGAGGUGUGCAGGCAUAUCUCUAAGCGUGAUGAACCCUUCUUGGAUCUUAGCCUCCCUGUGGCACAAGAUAAGCCUCAGCCACCAGGGGCCAAGAGGAAACAGAAUUGCAACAGUCCUGUGGAGGAAGAGCAGAAUGUGGAGGUGGUAAUGUCCAAGCAUCAGAUGAAAAAAGAGAGGAAAGCUGCACGGCGGGGAGGCAAAGGGAAAUGGAAGUGGACACAAGAAAGAUGAAAGUCAAGGAGAGCCCACCAUUGAAGAGGAAGAUAAGAAGGAUUCCUUGAAUGGAGAGCAGAGUGAUGCGGAUGUAGAAGACAAUGAAGAUAAUGGAUAUGAGGAUCAGGACCACAAGACUGAGAUAGGGGAGUCUGGGUACUGCUCAGAGAAGCAAAUGUCAGCCAGAGGAAGUCCUGU